UACCCAAAAGGCCAAAAUUGAUAGUAGCCACUAGAAGCUUAUCACGUGGCAUGAAGACAAUCAUAAGUUGGAUGAGCUUACCAAUUUCGAAUCCUGUAAAAAACGACCUCAGGAAUCACCAGAUUAUUCAAGAGUACUGAUCAAUUAAUUCAAUGACGAUCACCAUGUCAUCAAUUGCUUCAUCUCAACAAAGCUUCUUCAUCAACACCCUUGUCUCUAUCCCUUAUACGAAAUCAAGCAAUAUUAUUCCCAAAAGAUCAAUAACAACAAUAUCUUGUAACACCAACAAAUCUCCAUCUCAAAACAAUCAAGAUUCAUCCAGAGUCAAUGAGAACAAUCAAUUAGCAAAGCUUGCUUUGGUGACCCUGGCAGCUGGAGUGUUGACACUUGGAGCAAUUGAUCCGGCUUUCGCAGCCAAAUCAGGUGGUCGUGUUGGUGGUCAAGCUUUUCGUUCUGCUCCAAGGCAAUCAGCCCCUCGUUCAUCUUCACCAAGAAUCAAUAACUCAAGGACCAAUAUAUAUAUUAACCCACAGGUUGCACCACCACUACUAGGCGGUUAUGGUUACGGUUAUGGUGGUUGGGGAUGGUCCCCGUUUUCAUUCUUUGCACCUGGCCCGAGCGUGGCUGUUGGAAUUGGAGGCGGGUUUGACACAUUGGUAUUUUUUAUGCUUAUUGGAGCCGCGGCAGCUGUGGUUAGAAGGUUCUUUGGGUCGAGGAAGGAUUAUGAUGACCAAGAUUACUAGUAAGUGUUCGCAAGGAAGGUUUUCUUUCCUUUGUAAUAUUUGAAGGAAUAUCAAAUUUUGUUUAGAUGUGAUUGUUACACAGAUUGGUAUAAUUUUACAUUACAUGUUGUAUAGAUGAUAUAAAUAAAGCGUUUACAUC
Molecule: messenger RNA, 882 nt
Organism: Erigeron canadensis
Lineage: Eukaryota; Viridiplantae; Streptophyta; Magnoliopsida; Asterales; Asteraceae
Exons: 3
Coding region: 153-743 (196 amino acids)
Source: RefSeq, a predicted model, not a curated record